AUGAGGACAUUUGCAGCUGUUCAGUCAGUGGGGGGAGUGGAGUUGUUGGCGGCGCUAGUAACCAGCGAGGGGCUCCAACCAGAGCUUGACGACCAGACGAGCGCUAGGUUCUUGACCUUUGCUGUGAAGGGCGAGGGCCAAGUGCACGCGGUGGCAUUAGGGUCGGAGGUCGAACUCCAGGAGCUCGAUGCCAAGCUCGAAGCCUCAGAUCUCGACCAGCGCAAGCUCGUGUUCGAAAGCAUAAGCAGACUCAAGGUUUUCCAUGUCCCCGAGCAAACCGCUGCAUACACCGAGUCUGCUGUGCGUAACAGCCUGAAGAAGUUCUUAGAUGAGGAGACCGUGGAGACGGAGACCAGACACCAGAUUUGGGUGGAUGCUUUCGGUAAGUGUCAAUCCGAGACUGAAUCCGAGAUCGUUGCUGAAGACACGGGCAACGAUGAGUUGCAGGUGUUUACGAGAAAGCUAAAGCGGAAAGAGCUGGAGCAUCUAUUGCCGAAAGUGCCAGAAGAGUGGUGGGAGGGGAUGCAAAGAUCGGCGGUCAGCUCAUGGACAGAGUGGUUGAACCUCGACGCCGUGCGCGAUGGUUUGAAACGCUGCCCGUCACAAACGAAACUGGCACUGGCGGGCGGUGCGCUGCUUGGCGUGGUAGGGUGCUACUUGAACUUCCUUCCUGCCGGCGCCGAUGGUGCAUCCUCAGGCAGCACCUCCACGGCUUUAGCUGAGUUCUUACCUUGUGUCAAUGAGACCAACUUGGAAGGGGCCAAGUGUCUGGAUGGUGUCCCACUUUGCGUGACGAAUGCAGCACACCCUGAGAAGGGCUGUGCGCUGUUCGGCGCCACAUUCGACCUUAGUACGUUAGAGCAGCUGACAUCCUCUGGGAUGUACAACGUUUGCCGCACGAGCGACAGUUGUGUAGUUACUGACACAAAAACGAAGACGAAUACCACGCUAACGACUGGCAAGACGACGAAGACGAAUACCACACUAACGACUGGCAAGACGACGAAGUCGAAGAUCCGAAAAUUAACGAUUGGCAACAUGAAGGAUAUCCGGUGGUGCGCCGACGAACUAGACCAAGAGGAGGCGUUGUGUGUCGAGGGUUUCGCUUUAUGCGUGCUGGAUACAGCCAAACCUGAGAAGAAGUGUCAGAGAAAAAGCUGGUCCGGGGCUGAAAAUAUGCGCAAAAGACUCUCCAAGUUCAUAUCUCGACACAGGAGGGUAGACUUUUGCCGGGUGAAAGGUGGAUGCACGAUCCCGCCCUGUGUCCGUGAAACUAACUUGAGACAUACCCACUGUGUUAAAGGUGUGCCUUAUUGUCUGACGAGUAAAAGCGACCCUAAGAAGAGGUGCUUUCUGAUGGGGACUCAGCUCAAAUUUGAAGACAUCUCCUGGUUCCGCGGUCAAUCAAACAGCCCGUUCAAAGUCUGCCGGGCGAGCGGUAAAUGCAAGGCCGAAAGGCCGGUGACCUGUGAUUUCCCUUGGCCGAAAGUGCUGUCAAGGGUGGAAGCCCCGGUGGAAGAAUGUGUCGGAACAGACAUGUCAUACGGCGGUGAGCCUGUUGAUUUCCCUGAGGA
Molecule: messenger RNA, 1574 nt
Organism: Gregarina niphandrodes
Lineage: Eukaryota; Apicomplexa; Conoidasida; Eugregarinorida; Gregarinidae
Exons: 1
Source: RefSeq, a predicted model, not a curated record